GUGCUUCUUUCCGCACAGUGCGGCCCCUCACCUGGGUCUCUCUGCCUCUGGCCCCGGCCUCCGCUGCUGCUUGCCGAGUCGCCGGCGAUCACUUCACGUCGCCGGCCCCAGCUCGCCUUCGAAUCCUCGCCGUCAGUAGCUCUCCAUCAACUCAAGAUUUGUUUCACCUCGAGUUAAUAGAGGGAGAUAGUUGCAGUUCUUGCGAGGCAUUGGAUUGAAACUCGGGGUGCCCAGGGGGAGAAUGGGACGAAAGAAGGAGAAGAGGGGGAGAAUUGAGGAGAAUCGGUUUGAUGUCGUGAUGGAUGUGGAUCACCAUGAGGUUGACGCAGGUGAUAGAGUUGAGAAUGGCGUUGAUAAGGUCAAUCGAGAUAAGAAGAAGAGUAGGACAAAAGGGGAUGUUCAUGGUGAUGGAAGUGAAUUUGUAGCAGAAAAUGUGAAGGGUUCUGUUGGUGAUGAUAUCGAGCGGGGUGGCAGCGAGAAGAAGAAAAAGAAGAGGAAGCGAGAAGUAGGCCAGGACGAGAAAGAACUUGAGAAAGCGGCAAAGAAGGGACGUAGACAUAGCAAGGGCACUGAAAGCAGCGGAGCUAGGAGUAUCUCAAAGGUCCCCCAGAUUGGAGAAUAUGAAGAUGGGCACAUGCGUCAUGGCGACUUCAAAAACAUGGAAGAAAGACUGCAGAUCCAAACAAAGAAGGAAAAUAAUAAGAAGCACAAGGAGGUUAAGAAGAUGGAUGACAUAGAUGCGGCUUUCUCGGCAACUAAGCAUUUGGCAGACGACAAAUCAGAUGCGGGAGUUCAGGAGCAGAACAAGUCUUUGGGCAAGAACAUCAAGGAAAUGAAAGAUACAGAUCAAGUCAGUAUAAAGAAGAAAAAGAAGAAAAAGGGGAGUAGGGAUACUGAUCCUGUUGGAGAUAACCAAAAGAUGAAGGAAGCAAGUGGAUCUUCUGAUGUGGUGACAGUGAAAAAGGAUAUUCAUGGGAAGGAGAGGAGCAAGAGAAAGAAACAGAAACGGAUUGAGGAACAGGGUUAUGUAGCAAGUGGAAAUACAGAUAAGAAGCACAUGGAAUCUGAACUAGAUGCUCAUUUUACGAAUGACACUAUGGGGGGCGAAGAGAAGAAGCCAAAUAAAGAUAAGAAGCGCAAGAAGGAGAAGGCUGCAAAAGAUGGUAUUGAAGCCAAAGAUCGAAAAAAGAAACCAAAGAGAGUAAGUUUUGCUGAAAAUGUUGAGGUUUUUCCUCCCUUAGAUGGUCCGAGUGAGGAAGAUAAUAGCAAGGAUCAAAACCUUGUGCGGGGUAAGAAAUUCUCAGAAGAAGAAGAUGAGCUAGUCAAACAGGCUGUUUAUAAAUAUAUAGAAGCUCAUGAUUUAGGUGAAGAUGGCUUGAAUAUGGUACUCAACUGUGGAAGACAUCGCGAGGCCAGAAAAUGUUGGAAGGAAAUUGGCGCAUAUUUACCUUGGAGGCCUAAGGAAAGCGUCUAUCAUCGAGCUCAUCUGCUAUUUGAAAGAGGCGAGAAUCAUACUUGGACUCCUGAAGAAUGUGAGCUUGUUCGCAAGUUUCACGAGCAACAUGGCUCAGAUUGGAGGAAGUUGGCUGAUGCUCUUGGUAGACACAGGUUCCAUGUGAAGGAUACCUGGCGAAGAAUAAAAUUUCCAUAUAAGAAAGGACCUUGGUCCCAGGAUGAGUACCAGAGUCUAUUUGAUCUAGUAAACAUGGACCUACGUCUGAAAGUCACCGAGGAGAGAAAGUCAAAGCACGGCAUGCUCCUUGACAAUAUUGCCUGGGGAGCUAUAAGUGACAGUUUGGGCUCUCGUAAUCAUGCUGUUUGUUGUGAGAAGUGGUACAAGCAAUUAACAUCUUCUAUGGUAGCUGAAGGCUGUUGGGCGGAUACAGAUGACUAUCGGUUGCUCAGUGCUCUUGUUGAACUGGAUGCUUGCUCGAUGGAAGAUGUAGACUGGGACAAACUCAUCGAGAAUAAAUCUGGGGACCUAUGUCGAAGGCGGUGGAACCAAAUGGUCAAAUACAUUGGCAAUCACUGGAGCAAGUCAUUUCCUGAGCAGGUGGAAAUUCUCUCAGAACGAUAUUGCCCUGAUAUGCUGGAACCAAGGGAGAUUUACGCUAACAAGCCUAUAGUUACAUGACACCAACUUCCUUUGUGUGAGUAAGGCUUUUUGAGCAUCUUGAAGCCACCUAGAUGUGAUGUGAGCUUGCAUCUUGAAUGUUGUUGCAUUGGUUGGUGAGUCUAUCAUGAGCCCUAUAAAUUUAAUGGCCACUUUCGCACUGAUAUAUUCUGGCUAAAGAAGGUGCUCUCUGAAUGCAAUUUAUGGCUUGUGAAGUUCAUUGUCCAGCACAGGCUGUUACAUUCUUCCCCUUCUAAAUGUAUUUUGCUUUAGGUAUCCUCAUCCUUAUAGUGAGAUGAAGUUUGCUUAGAGGAAUGUAAAUUAUGUGUUAUAUUCGAGUUUUGUUUGUCUCUCAUGUAGGAGAAGCAAGACUAAAUGUGUUUGAUGUAAAUCAAUGGGUUGAGAAUGGAGGGGGAAGCCUUCAUAAAAUGAUGUUCUUCUGCCAUUGUGCAA
Rhodamnia argentea is the source of this 2566-nucleotide messenger RNA. Its product is annotated as DNA-binding protein REB1. NCBI's taxonomy places the organism in Eukaryota, Viridiplantae, Streptophyta, Magnoliopsida, Myrtales, Myrtaceae. The record is from RefSeq and is a predicted model, not a curated record. Bases 242 to 2134 code for a protein of 630 amino acids. The transcript is spliced from 2 exons.